AUGGAUCAACAAGGCGGCCAGUCCGGGGUGCCAGGCCCCGGUGGACGCAAGCUCCAUAUUGCUCACCGGAGAAGUCCCUCUGAGCUGACUCCUUUGAUGAUGGAACAAUUGGCCAUUCAACAACAGAUCGAGCUGCUUCAGCAGCAACAGCAGCAAAUUGCAGCUACACACCAACAAUACGUAAACAUGGGACUGUUGCAGCCUCAACAGCUGGGCCAGGUUAACGCUUUCCAACAGGGUGGCAACAUGGGUGGUGUGAACCCCCAGGUCAACGCCUUCCAAUUUCCGCAGCAACAGCAACAGGGACAACAACUGAAUGUUCCCAUGAACCAGCCCGCUCAACACUCGCACCGCCGUAACCAAUCCGCCCUUCCGGGUCUCCCUAUGGGCCCACCUCCUGCCCCGUCCUCCGGAGCUUCUGGUUAUGCCGACUUCCAGCAACAAGGACAGAACCAGAAGCCUGAGAAUAACAACCACGGCCGCGGUCGCGGAGGUCCCCCUGGCGGUGGCCACCAACGUCGUCACUCCCUUGCUCUGCCCGAAGCUAAGAAGGCGGCUGAGCUUGCUCAGCAAAAGAGAACUGCUUCUGGCUUCCAGUUCCCCGCUCCUUCCCCCGGUGGAGCCACAUCAGAGAACCAGGCCACACCAGACGAUAAUCCUGGCUCCAGCACCUCCCCAGCACCCCAAGGUCUUGGUAUGCAGCGAGCCGGAAACAUGCGAGCUAGCGGCCAUGGCCGGAGCCAGUCCAUGGCUAUCGGUGGCAACCGAGGUUCCAUCUCAGGCCGUGGUGCAGGUGGUUUCCAGUUCCCAGCACCCAGCGAUGGCGGCACCGCUGAUAACCAGCGCCGAGGCAGUCAGCCCGGCGGCCACGCUCGUUCGGGAUCCCGUAACUUUGAUGGCAACUGGCGCCAGCCCAACAACCAGAACCAGGGUCAAGACCAGCAGAAGUCCUUCGGCCAGCAGCAGCAACAGCAGCAGCAGCAACAAGGUGGUUUCCAGCCUGGUCACCGCUCGCGGGGCUCCGUGAACCAGUCGAUGGGAUCCAUCGGCCAGUUCCAAUACCCUGGCCAGCCCCAGCUUCUCCAGCUGCCACAGGGCAUGGUCAUGGCACCACCUAUGUUCGCCGGCAACCAGCAACUGAACCCGAUCCAACUUGCCCAGCUCCAGGCUAUUCAGCAACAGCAGCAAAACGGACAGGGCCUGGGCGGUCUUCAGGCUAGCCAGCACGCACCCCCUCAGCUGUCUGUUCAGCAGCAACAGCAGCAGCAGCAACAACAGCGCAAGACGCUUUUCACUCCUUAUCUGCCGCAGGCUAACCUGCCCGCACUCAUCAGCAAUGGCCAGCUUGUUGCCGGUGUUCUCCGUGUUAACAAGAAGAACCGCUCGGACGCCUACGUGACUAGUACGGACUUGGAUGCUGACAUUUUCAUUUGUGGCAGCAAGGACCGUAACCGUGCUCUGGAGGGUGAUUUUGUCGCCAUUGAGCUUCUGGAUGUUGAUGAGGUCUGCAAUGCCGGAAACGACAAGCUGGGUCGAUCCGACUCCAACAACGAGAAGCAAGAGAUUGGUCCGGAUGGAAGCAUCCGUCGUCGUGGCAGUCUGCGUCAGCGCCCUACCCAGAAGAAGAACGACGAUGUUGAAGUCGAAGGACAGAGUCUUCUCCUUGUUGAGGAGGACGAGAUCAGCGAUGAGCAAAAACCUCUCUAUGCAGGCCAUGUUGUUGCAGUUGUCGAGCGUAUUGCCGGCCAGAUGUUCUCUGGGACUCUGGGCCUGCUGCGUCCUAGCAGCCAGGCGACCAAGGAGAAGCAAGAAGCUGAGCGACAGGCCAGAGAUGGUGCCCACGGUCGCCACCAGGAUCGUCACCAAGACAAACCCAAGAUUGUCUGGUUCAAGCCCACCGACAAGCGUGUGCCCUUGAUCGCUAUUCCCACUGAGCAGGCUCCCCGCGACUUCGUUGAGAAGCACCAGGACUACGCCAACCGCAUUUUUGUUGCCUCCAUCAAGCGUUGGCCCAUCACAUCUCUUCACCCCUUCGGUACUCUCGUCGAGCAGCUCGGAGAAAUGGGUGACCUGCGGGUUGAAACUGAUGCCCUGCUCCGUGACAACAACUUUGGCUCCGACGACUUCUCCGACGCCGUCAUCAAGAGCAUUGGCUGGGAAGAUUGGACUGUUGCCAACGAGGGCGAAGCCCUGGCAUCCCGGCGUGAUUUCCGUGAAGAGACCACCUUCACCAUCGACCCAGAGAACACCAAGUCCCUUGAAGAUGCCUUCCACGUCAAGAAGCUUGCUGAUGGCAAGGUUGAAAUUGGUGUCCACGUUUCUGACAUCGCCCACUUCGUCAAGGGUAACUCUCUUGUGGACCGCGAGGCCAAGAAGCGAGGCACUGCAGUGUACCUGGUGGACCGUGUUAUGAACAUGCUCCCUCCCCGUGUCUCCAAUGAGCUUUGCUCUCUUGUUCCCGGCGAGGAUCGCCUGACAGUCAGUGUGGUCUUCCAAGCCAACCUUGAAACCGGCGCCAUUGAUGACGACGUCUGGAUCGGCAAGGGUAUUGUUAAGAGUGCAGGCCGUCUCAGCUACGAGGCUGCCAACUCGGUCAUCACUGGCAAGUCUAGCAUGACCGGUACUGAUGUAUCUCCCGAGAACAUUCAACUCCUGAGCACUGUUGCGAACAAGUUCCGGGAUUCCCGUUUCGGAAACCGUGUCGCAGACGUUCCUCUACUGCGUCUGAUCCAGCAGCUUGACGAUGAGAACGUGCCUGUUGAAUUUAACAUUUUCGACUCCAGCCCGGCCCAUGAACUGGUCGAGGAGCUGAGUCGCCAGGCCAACUACUUUGUCGCGCGUAAGCUAUCCGACGCCCUGCCCGACAAGGCCUUCCUGCGCCGCCAGCCGUCCCCCAACUCUCGUCGCCUCACUUUGUUUGUUGAGAGAAUGAACCGCCUCGGAUACAAAUUUGACUCUUCUAGCAGUGGAAGCCUGCAGAGCGCUUUGUGCAAUGUCUCCGAUGUGGACAUCCGUAAGGGAAUGGAAACACUCCUUACCAAGGCCAUGCAACGUGCCAAGUACUUCGUUGGAUCCGGCCCUGCCGAUGAGCAGCGUCAGCACUACACCUUCAACGUGCCCGUUUACACUCACUUUACCAACCCAUCUCGUCGCUAUGCCGAUGUUCUCGUGCACCGUCAGCUUGAGGCUGUCCUGUCAGAGGGCGCCAUUGAGUUCACUGAUGAUAUAGAGUCACUGAACAAGACUGCCGAUCUGUGCAACAACAAGAAGGACUCGGCUCACAACGCGCAGGAGCAGAGCGUUCACAUCGAAGCUUGCCGCAACAUGGACAAGAAAGUUCGUGAGAUCGGCGGUGACCUUAUCAGCGAGGGUAUUGUUCUUUGUGUCUACGAGUCUGCCUUUGAUGUUCUGAUCCCCGAGUAUGGCUUCGAGAAGCGAGUGCAUUGUGAUCAGUUGCCUCUCAAGAAGGCCGAGUUCCGCAAGGACUCGCGCGUGCUCGAACUCUACUGGGAGAAGGGUGUUCCUUCUUCUGCUUACAUUCCCGAGGAUGAGCGCCCCAAGCCUGCUAACUCUCGCGCUGCUCAAGCGGCUGCUGCGGCACGUGAGGCGGAGGCUGCCAAGGAGCGUGCCCGUGAGCGCGACGAGGCCAUGCGUAAGCAGACGGAGACUGGUACCAUGUCUGCGGACGAUGUUGAUGCUCUCUUCGAUGACGACGAAGAGGAUGUCGACGAGGUGACUGAACAAGUUGCUGGUGUCUCUCUGAGCUCGACUGACCGGUCGACCCAGAGCAUGCCUCCGUCGCCUACUCGCAACGGCCACCACCAGCAGGGACCUCACCGCACUCGCUCCGAUCCUAAGAUCGCUUCGAGCACCAGCGAUGCUCCUGAGAACAAGCUCACCAACAAGGAGAAAUAUCUGAAGCUGUUCAAGCUGAGAGAGGAGGACGGAGAGUUCAUCCAGGACGUCACUGAGAUGACUCGCGUUCCCAUCAUCCUGAAGACUGACCUGAGCAAGAGCCCGCCAUGCCUUACUGUUCGGUCUGUCAACCCUUACGCCCUGUAA
Molecule: messenger RNA, 4062 nt
Organism: Penicillium waksmanii
Lineage: Eukaryota; Fungi; Ascomycota; Eurotiomycetes; Eurotiales; Aspergillaceae
Gene: ssdA
Product: mRNA-binding translational repressor SSD1
Exons: 5
Coding region: 1-4062 (1353 amino acids)
Biological process (GO): mRNA catabolic process
Cellular component (GO): exosome (RNase complex); P-body
Molecular function (GO): RNA binding; 3'-5'-RNA exonuclease activity
Source: RefSeq, a predicted model, not a curated record